Triticum turgidum subsp. durum (durum wheat) is the source of this 714-nucleotide messenger RNA. The record is from the annotation of a GenBank genome assembly. NCBI's taxonomy places the organism in Eukaryota, Viridiplantae, Streptophyta, Magnoliopsida, Poales, Poaceae.
AUGGGGACGUCAGCUGCUGGACCGUCUGCCCGGUUCCUUGGGCUGUUCGCGGUCGCGACGUGCCUGCUCUGGAGCACGGCCUCCGGCUUCUCGGCGUCCGGCGUCAGCAGGGCCUUCGCCACCUUCUACGGCGGCAGCGACGCCUCGGGAACCAUGGGUGGGGCAUGCGGGUACGGGAACCUGUACUCGACGGGGUACGGCACGAGCACGGCGGCGCUGAGCACGGCGCUGUUCAACGACGGCGCCUCCUGCGGGCAGUGCUACCGGAUCAGGUGCGACUACGCGGCGGACCCGCGGUUCUGCAUCCGCGGCGCGUCGGUGACCAUCACGGCCACCAACCUCUGCCCGCCCAACUACGCGCUCCCCAACGACGACGGCGGCAUCGUGCCGGUCCUCUACCAGCGCGUGCCCUGCGCCAAGAAGGGCGGCGUCAGGUUCACCGUCAACGGCCACGACUACUUCGAGCUCGUGCUCGUCAGCAACGUCGGCGGCGUCGGGUCCAUCCGGUCGGUGUCCAUCAAGGGGUCCAGGACGGGGUGGAUGCCCAUGUCCAGGAACUGGGGGGUCAACUGGCAGUCCAACGCGCUGCUCACCGGCCAGAGCCUCUCGUUCCAGGUCACCAGCACCGACGGCCACACGCUCACCUUCCCCAACGCCGCUCCCGCCGGCUGGGGCUUCGGCCAGACCUUCGCCACCAACAAGCAGUUCUCUUAA